Bombina bombina (fire-bellied toad) is the source of this 501-nucleotide messenger RNA. It is a transcript of the gene MDFIC2, whose product is annotated as MyoD family inhibitor domain containing 2. The transcript has 3 exons. The record is from RefSeq and is a predicted model, not a curated record. NCBI's taxonomy places the organism in Eukaryota, Metazoa, Chordata, Amphibia, Anura, Bombinatoridae. The coding region runs from base 1 to 501 and encodes 166 amino acids.
AUGCAUCAGAGGAUUCUGGAAAAACAUCUUGAAAAUGACAGUCCAGAGAAAAAUUGCAAUAAACAGUCCACAUCAAAACAUAUUGAGGCACUAAGUCCAAGUGUGACAGAUGAACCUUUACAUGAAAUCAGCCUGGAUCAGAAUAUGGAUCAUGAACAAUUCUCAUCUAAUGAGGACUGUAGCAAAAUACUUCCAUACGAUGAUGAUACCAACUCAGUGACUCAUCAUGAUGAUAAUGAAGGGGAAUGUGCCUCUCUAAUUCUCGCCUGCCUGUUCUGCCACUUUUGUGACUUUCUACUUAUGCUGCCAAAUACGUGUGAAAACAUUAUGCUGAAUCUGUGUUGUCCAUUACAUAGGUAUUACCACACAUCGGCAGAAGAACACACUAAUAAUGACUGCAACUGUGACUGUGAUUUUGACUGUGGUCUUUUUGAUGCUUGUCAAGAAUCAACUGAAUGUCUGGAAUUUGCCAUGGAAAUUUCUGAAGUUUGCUAUCGCUAA